GUGGACCUUCGUUACAAGGCAGGCAUUCGCCAAUCCUACUUAAGCUUUUUCGAUGAUUUUAAUGCUAACUGGUCGUGUGCCAGUGGGGACUGUGGAAAUGAGAUCAGUCUAGUGAUUACGACAGUGGGGAUAUCUGAUAUAUCUGAGGACUGGUAUCAGACAGAAGGAGUCAUGACUAGACACGUCUCCAAUAACACACAGACUUUUGAUCUGCGACUGAAUGGCAGAAACUGGAUAGACAAUGAUAAUUCUGUUUUAGAUUGGAGGCUGUUGACUCAUGUGGAUCUUGGGGUCAGGUCUGACACGGGGACAGUCAACCGAUCUCCACAGACCACUGUCAUACCUCUGAUGCGUGUACCUGCUAAUUGUCAAAGAGAUUUCAACCUGUUGUCCUUUGAUCCAGAUGAGGAUAAGGUCAGAUGCAGAUAUGCAGUACCAACGGAUGAGUGUUUCACAUCAAGUAACCUUCCUAAAGACUUCACUCUACUAGAGAACUGCACCUUGUCAUUUUGGAGCAACAGUAAUACCACUGGAACAUAUGCAGUUCAGAUGGUGAUGGAGGAUUUCCCGACUCAGUCCAUCUCUCUCUCCUAUACUGACGGAUCUCAAUCUAACAGGACCUCAAAUGAUACACUCUGCAAACUGGCUGUUCAGUUUGUAGUGAGAGUGGACCCCACGGUCCCAUCCUGUAUGGAGGGGUUGUACCUACCCAUGUUCCUGUCUCCAACACCAGCCCAGGGUGCACUGCUGUACGCCUCUGCAGACCAACCCCUGGAAAUCACUGUCAGAGCACAGGCUACUGUAUCACUCUGAGCUGCGCUGUGUGAUCGUCAGCGUUGGAAAGACAAGCGCCAUCAUAACCACAGCGGAACCAACAACCUCCCCUCCUCUGACAAUAAACCUCCCGACCACAGAGGAACCAACAACCUCUCCUCCUCUGACAAUAAACCUCACAGCCACAGAGGAACCAACAACCUCUCCUCCUCUGACAAUAAACCUCACAACCACAGAGGAACCAACAACCUCACGAGAGAGAUAG
This is a messenger RNA of Salvelinus sp. IW2-2015, 1039 nucleotides long. RefSeq lists its product as uncharacterized. Lineage: Eukaryota; Metazoa; Chordata; Actinopteri; Salmoniformes; Salmonidae. The record is from RefSeq and is a predicted model, not a curated record.